GCAGUAAAUAUUUGACACGUGACAGUGACAAACAUGCAUGGUUUGCUUUGUGAGCAAACCAGUUUCUGAACAGAAGAAUACGGCUUCUCACAAAAAAAAUUGGGGUGCGGUUACUCUUUGACCAAGAUCUCAUGAGCCUCCCCCUUUCGUCAUAUCGGUGAGAGUUUAACCAAUAAGAAGGCUCUCUGAUCAGACUUUGUACCAGAGCAAUUCUGUGCCAACUUUCUCUAUGUCACUCACUUUGGUAUUGCCACUCUGUCUGUGACAACCUCAGCGACUUUGCCAUUCAAAGGUUUGUUUGCCUGUCGGGUACGUAUUUGAACCUUUUCCAGCAACACAUUAUUGCUACAGUCUAGCUUUCCUUUAAUCUGCUGAGGAAUUUGCUCGACUAAAGAGACACACACGCUCACACCCAGUCUCACAGUCACGCACACACCCACUCAGUGACAUGUGCACACACUUGCACUCGUUCUAGAGUAGAGUAGAGUAGAGUUCUAGUCUACUUAUGUAGUCAGAUGUGCACAGCCUCAAUCACAAGUAGAUUUUACAGAAUCUGAAAUGGCCUACCGGGCUAUCCUCCCAAUCUUGCUCCUGCUUUCGGCCACACUUUGCCUGGCCGUACCAGAGGACACGACCCAGGCCGGUGGGAACACAGUAGCACCAGAAUUACAACCAGCAGCACCAGCUCCACAGGAAACAGCUGGGCCAGCAGCAACACCUCCGCCAGAGGACUCGGCCCAGGUAGAUGUUGGCAUCACAUCAGCAAAACCACCACCACCAGUAGCAGCAAAAGAAGCAGAAUUAGCACCAGCAGAAAAUGCAGCAGAAGACACGGCCCAGGCUGAUGGGAUGACCAAAGCAACAGCAACAGGAGCUGAAGAGACGGAAGAACCAGCACAACCACCACCAGCAGCAGAGUCAGCAUCAGUACCAGCAGAGCCAGUGGUGUCAGCACCAGAGCAUCCAUCAGCAGCAGCCACAGAAGCACAGCCAGCAGCAGUAGCACCAGGAAAAGUGGUAGUAUCAGCAGAAACGGUAGCAGAUGCACCAGCAGAGGACAUGGUUCAAGACCCGGCAACAUCACCACCAGUAGUAGACUCAACAGCAUCAGAGCCAGCAGCAGUUGCAGAAGCAGAAGCCUCACUAACAGCGGAAGCAAAAGCGCCAGCAGCAGCACAACCAUCAAAGCCAGCAGCAACCGGAACAGUAACACCAGCGCCAGCAUCAGUAAAUGCACCGGAAGACACUGUAGAAGUUCAAGCUGGUGGACAGACCACAGAACCAUCACCACCACCCCCAAGCGCAGCCACACCACAGCCACCAAGAGUACCACCAUCUCCUCCAGGUAAGCUGCUGGUGGUGCCCAUGGACGGGAGCCACUGGGUGGGCAUCAAGGCGGUGGCGCAGGAGAUGGGCCGCCGAGGCCACAAGGUCACGGUGGUCAUCCCGGAGGCCAGCAUGCGUCUGGGGCCCGGUGAGCACUACCAGACCCUCACUUACCCCGUGCCCUACACACGGGAGCAUGUGUACAAGCUGCAGUCGCACCACAGCGAGCUGCUGGAAAGCAUGAACACGACGGUACCCCUGCUGGAGAGGAUUGAUGAGCAGUGGACCCGGAAGAAAGAGGUGCACAAUUUCCUGGCGGUCACCUGUGAGAGCUUGCUGUUCAACGAGGAGCUUGUGGCGUUCCUGAGGGAGCAGAAGUUCGAUGCUGUGCUGACGGACCCAAUGGUGCCCACCGGCGCCAUCCUGGCGCAGAACCUGUCCGUGCCGCCAGUGUACAUGCUGCGGGGCAUCCCCUGCGGGUUGGACCUGGUUGGAGCCGCCUGUCCGAGCCCUCCGUCGUACGUGCCACGAUUCUUCAGCGGUGGCUCAGACAAUAUGGGAUUCAUGACACGCGUAGUCAACUUCAUGGUGGCCCUCCUGGAACCGGUCCUCUGCAAGGUGGUCUACUCGCGGUUUGAUGGCGUGGCCAGUCGCUUCUUGCACACCGACACCACUGUGGCUGAGAUCUUCACCAGCGCCCCUGUGUGGUUGCUGAGGUACGACUUCACCAUGGAGCAUCCCCGGCCGCUCAUGCCCAACAUGGUGUUAAUUGGGGGCAUCAACUGCGGCGUCAGGAAGCCGCUGACGCAGGAGCUGCAGGAGUUUGUGGAGGGCUCUGGAGAGCAUGGCAUCGUGGUCUUCACCCUGGGCUCCAUGGUGGCCUCCAUGCCCAAGGAGAAGGCCCACAUCUUCUUCUCCGCCUUCGCACGCAUUCCACAGAGGGUACUAUGGAGAUACUCUGGUCCUCUUCCUGAUCACGUCCCGGACAAUAUCAAAGUGAUGAAGUGGUUGCCGCAAAAUGAUCUCUUGGGCCACCCCAAGGCCAAGGCCUUCAUCACUCACGGAGGUACCCACGGAAUCUAUGAGGGAAUCUGCAACGGCGUUCCCAUGGUGAUGCUGCCCCUGUUUGGCGACCAGAACGACAACGUUCUCCGCGUGGCCAGCAGGGGGGUCGGCGUGGUGCUCAGCAUCUUCGAUGUCACCUCAGACGCCCUUGUGGAGGCACUGGACAAGGUCAUCAACGACAGCAGCUAUCAGGAAAAAAUGAAGAAGCUGUCCGCCAUACACAAUGACAGGCCGAUGGAGCCACUGGACCUGGCCGUCUAUUGGACGGAGUUCGUGAUGAGGCACAAAGGGGCGGCGCAUCUGCGCCCAGCUGCACACGACCUGAACUGGGUCCAGUACCACAGCCUGGACGUGCUAGGCUUCUUAUUUAUCGUCAUAGCAACUGUCGUCUUGGUGACGAUUAAGUGCUGCUCGUUCUGCAUACGGAAGUGUUGUGGCGGGCGUUUGCAGAAGCCAAAGAAGGAUUAGAUGUGAUUUAUUUUUUUGUAUUUUACCCAGAGUAGUGCUCGACUACCGUUUCGACAUUAGCACUUUUGCAUCAGAGUCAAGAAAGGGAAAAAGGAGGAUUAGAUGUGUUUGAAGGGAAGCGUGCCUAUGUUCCCACAGCCCAUUGGUCCCACCGCAUAUUCCUGCUACUCCAUGUUCUCACAGUUCUAAGACUUUAUUCAAAUUUAGGCUCUAUGUUCCAAAGGUUUCUCUUAGUUUACUCGGAAAUGUGGGAACAUAGGAGUUAUGGAACAUAGGGCCUAUAUUUGAAUAAUUUCUUAAAAAUCUGGGAACGUGGAGCAGCAGGAAUAAGCUGUGGGACCAUUGGGCUGUGGGACCAACGGGCUGUGGGAUCAAUGGGCUGUGGGACCAAUGGGCUGUGGGAACAUAGAGCUGACCAAGUUGGGGGAGGAUAGAGUUUUUGGAGUGUCAUGCACUGACUAUACAAACGUUUUAACUACUGUGGCCUGUGUUGCACAGAAAUACCACAUGUGUCACCAUCCCCUUUUCUGGACUGGCUGUUUGUCCACCUCUUAUUAUCCAUGGUUACAAGGGCGGCGUCAUUACUAUUCGGGUAACAGCUCUAGUGCUACAUCAUUCAGAAGAUCUAUGGGCAGCAUAACCGGAACUAGCAAACAGGAAGUUCUGUGUUAGCCUCGAACAGCAUUGAAAGGGGCGGAGUUAGUGUGCGUUGUAAUAGGGUGGAUAAAGGGAGACUGAACACACUGAUUUUAAGAGAAACACAAACAGCUUGAUGGUUGCACAAUGUUGUGCCAACUUUAAAAAAAAAUGUUUUUUUUAAGCAAUGAAUGAAAUGGCCGUAUGUGUAAUAUGCCUACACUUGCAGGGCUGGCCAAACUGCAUUGAGAAAGUAAAAUCCCAUAUGAGAUAUUCUUUCAGCUGUUUUCAGGGACUGCAGAUGGAAAUGAGCUGUAUUAGCUAUAAUCUGGCACAAUAUAUCUUUUUACUUUUUUAAACAAUGGCUGGAUCUCAAAUGGCGCACUUGUGCACUUCGUGCACUAUGUUUCAGUGCGUAACUAAUACGGCAUACGCACUGAAACAUGAACACUAAAGUGCACAAGUGCACCAUUUGAGAUUCAGCCCAUGACUCUUGUGCAUGGACCCAUUUUGAACUAAACUAAAGUAAACUAACAGGUGAUUUCAACCUGUUCAAUCAGCUCAUUAUCAGCUGAGGAUGUGUGAGAAUUAGAAUCAGCUGUUUUGUUGAAUUGCUUGGAGCAAAUACGAUAUGAGGCAAGGAUUUUACUAUCUGAACUCAGAAUUUCAACCCUCCACUUGCCUGAAGCCAGAGGAACACACAACUGCCAAAACGGAUUUCAAGAGCAACACCAACGGCUAUGCAGUGGUGUAGUCUACUUUUUUGAGGUGGGUAUAUUGUAUAUUGUAGCAUUUUUUUUAAGUGGGUAUACUGAAUAUAUUUGUGCUAUUCAAAUCAAUGGAUCAAUCAAUUUUAAGUGGGUAUACUGAAAUCCCUGAAAUUUAGAAGUUGGUAUACUCCGUAUACCCGCGUUCUACGUAGACUACACCACUGCGGCUAUGGUAAUCAGCUUUUACCUCUACAUCAAUGAAGAACUGACAAACAGCUACCUGAUUUGUUCUGCAGUAGCCUAGUAUUUGAAACAUUCAAUCACUUUAACCACUAUUUUUGUAAGACUUAAAUGUCAGUUAAUGGCAUUUGUGCCUUGUUUGAAUAAUUGUAUAUUUUCUGUACUGUUUUUUGUUUGUUUCAAUGCGAUUACAUCUUCAGGCCUAUGCAUCUGUGUCAUGUAUGGACCACUGCUGUUUAAAUGUUGUGAUUUGUCGUGCACUGUUUUACCAGCUAGUUACCAAAUAAAACAAGGAACUAUAAA
Messenger RNA from Engraulis encrasicolus (European anchovy), 4748 nucleotides. Its product is annotated as UDP-glucuronosyltransferase-like. The record is from RefSeq and is a predicted model, not a curated record. Gene Ontology annotation, molecular function: UDP-glycosyltransferase activity. NCBI's taxonomy places the organism in Eukaryota, Metazoa, Chordata, Actinopteri, Clupeiformes, Engraulidae. Bases 559 to 2859 code for a protein of 766 amino acids. The transcript has 6 exons.